Phytophthora infestans T30-4 is the source of this 1711-nucleotide messenger RNA. Its product is annotated as dihydroxy-acid dehydratase. NCBI's taxonomy places the organism in Eukaryota, Oomycota, Peronosporomycetes, Peronosporales, Peronosporaceae. The coding region runs from base 26 to 1711 and encodes 561 amino acids. The record is from RefSeq and is a predicted model, not a curated record. The transcript has 3 exons. Gene Ontology annotation, biological process: branched-chain amino acid biosynthetic process. Gene Ontology annotation, molecular function: dihydroxy-acid dehydratase activity.
CCGCUCGCUGCACCAAGACCGCAAGAUGCUGAGCAAGACAAUGCAGCGCUCGGGUUCUUCUUCACCGAUCCGCAAAACGCUGCUGCAGCGCGCCUUCGCCACUUCCGGAGGCGAUGGCCCCAAGGCCGCCGACGGCGUGCGCAUCAACCGCUACAGCGCCACCGUCACGCAGCCCAAGGCGCGCGGCGCCUCGCAGGCCAUGCUGUACGCCACCGGCAUGACAGAGGAAGACAUGGACAAACCCCAGGUGGGUAUCGCCUCCAUGUGGUGGGGAGGGGAAACCCUAUGGGGCACAGACGGUAUGAGCUACAGUCUGCAGUCGCGAGACUUGAUUGCCGACUCGAUCGAGACGGUCAUGGGUGGUCAAUGGUACGACGCGAACAUUUGCAUCCCUGGUUGCGACAAGAAUAUGCCUGGGUGUGUGAUCGCCAUGGCGCGUGUGAACCGUCCAUCUUUGAUGGUGUACGGUGGCACGAUCCGUGCUGGUUGCAGCUCUAAGGGCGAGACCUUGGACGUCGUCUCGGCCUUCCAGGCGUACGGCGAGUACAUUGCCGGACGUAUCACAGAGGAGGAGCGUCAUGAUAUCAUCCGUCACGCCUGCCCUGGUGCUGGUGCCUGCGGUGGCAUGUACACUGCCAACACGAUGGCUACAGCCAUCGAGACGCUGGGUCUGAGUCUGCCGUUCUCGUCCAGUUUCCCGGCUGACUCGCCCGAGAAACAGAACGAGUGCCUCCAAGCCGGUGAGGCGAUCAAGGUGCUUCUGGAAAAGGAUAUCAAGCCACUUGACAUCUUGAGCCGAGAAGCCUUCGAGAACGCCAUCACGGUUACCAUGGCUCUAGGUGGCUCCACCAACGCUGUGCUCCACUUGAUCGCUAUUGCUCGUGCUGCGAACAUCCCGCUGUCUAUUAACGACUUUGAGAGGAUCAGUGAGCGCGUGCCUUUCUUGGCCGACCUCAAGCCCAGUGGUAAGUUCGUGAUGGAGGACAUCCACCGCGUGGGUGGCACGCCUGCCGUGCUGAAGUACCUGAUGACCCAGGGCUACAUUAACGGCGACUGCCUCACUGUGACGGGCAAGACACUGGCGGAGAACCUUGAGAAGGUGGCUGACCUCUCUGACAACCACGAGAUUAUUCACCCUGUGGACCGCCCGCUCAAGUCUAGCGGCCACCUGCGUAUCCUGCGUGGUGACCUGGCUCCGGAGGGCUCGGUUGCCAAAAUUACCGGUAAGGAGGGGCUUGUCUUCACUGGUACGGCUAAGGUGUACGACUGCGAAGAAGACAUGAUGGCUGGUCUGGAGAAGGGCGAGAUCACGAAGGGAAGCGUCGUUAUUAUCCGAUACGAAGGCCCCAAGGGUGGCCCUGGCAUGCCGGAGAUGCUUGCUCCUACGUCGGCGAUCAUGGGAGCUGGCCUCGGCAAGGACGUUGCCAUGCUCACGGACGGCCGCUUCUCCGGUGGUUCGCAUGGUUUCAUCAUCGGUCACAUCACUCCUGAGGCUCAGGUUGGUGGCCCCAUUGCUCUAGUGAAGAACGGUGACAAGAUCACGGUCGACGCCGAGCAGAAUCGCAUCGAUCUGAUAAACGUGACGGCCGAGGAGCUGGCUCAGCGUAAGAAGGAGUGGGUUGCUCCUCCGCUCAAGGCCACUCGCGGUACUCUGUACAAGUUCAUCAAGAACGUCAAGUCUGCUUCGGAGGGCUGCGUCACCGACGAGUAA